AUGGAGUCCACGAGUGACUGUACAGGAGUGAACCCAUAUCAACCAGACCCCAAUAUUGCCGGAGCAGGCGUAAUCAGCGGCUUCAUAUUGACCGGGAUAUUGACCUUUAUCGCCUCGUAUGCCGUUCUUUACCUCCGAAGACGUGGUCCAUACCCUACAGCGUCCACGACCCACCAACAGCAGUGCAGAAAACACAGAAGACUUAGGCAUUCAAACGAAUUUUGGAUACGUGUCUUGACUGCUUUUGUGCUUCAGUUGAGUGACCAACAACUGAUAACCGGCCUCUUGCUGCUCGUGUGCGGCUAUGCUCAGUACUGGGGAUCGUCCGUCCGUCACGGUGCCAACAAUCUAUGGACUGUGACCGAUGUGGUCUGCUACUCCAGCUUCACGCAUGCAGCCACGCUGCUCUCCCUCCGCCCCUACUUCCAGCGCCAUCGAAAGCUUGCUACGGUCCGUGUAGUGAUCAUGUAUAUCAUUUACGGCUUGUGGCUGGUCGUUGCGGUUAGCAUUCUAUCGCCUAAUAAACCAAAGGAUUCGCAGAAAUUGCCCUCCGUGGCCAGCAGGUUCUGGCAUGCAGCGACUGUGAUCGAGGCCAUUGGCAUUAUGUGGAUAUACCUGCUCACAUAUCUACCGGUCUUUCUUUCCGAGCAGGCAAUGGAGGUCAGAACGAUCGUCAGCCGUGUCUCCCCCUCGACCCAGGAUAUCGUCUUUAUCGGAGAAUGGUUAGCUCUGGUGAAGCCUUUGUCGCACAGCGGUGCUUCGGGGUCUAUAUGGCAUCGGUAUAACCCGUACGUAAUAGCGAAGCGUUGUCUGUUCAAAACAGCAGUAUCUUUCAUCGAAAAGUAUGUGGAGACAGAUUCCAAACUGACAAGAAGGAUACUAUCCUUGAUUGCGGAGGUGAUUUUUCCGUGGCGAUUGGCCGGUGUCUGGCUGGCACUGUUGUGGGCUUUCAGCUUAGGUGCUCUGAUUUACAGUCUGCUUCAGAACGGCCUCACAUCAUCCUGGGAUUUUGGCCAAUUACUCCCCGUUUUCAUGAUUCUGUUGCCGAUCGGCAGCUUGGUCACUUCUAUUGUUGGCGAUGAGAGCGCUUAG
This is a messenger RNA of Aspergillus viridinutans, 1092 nucleotides long. RefSeq lists its product as uncharacterized. The transcript is spliced from 2 exons. Lineage: Eukaryota; Fungi; Ascomycota; Eurotiomycetes; Eurotiales; Aspergillaceae. The record is from RefSeq and is a predicted model, not a curated record. Bases 1 to 1092 code for a protein of 363 amino acids.